Messenger RNA from Bombus pascuorum, 1468 nucleotides. RefSeq lists its product as uncharacterized. The transcript is spliced from 2 exons. Lineage: Eukaryota; Metazoa; Arthropoda; Insecta; Hymenoptera; Apidae. The record is from RefSeq and is a predicted model, not a curated record. The coding region runs from base 818 to 1291 and encodes 157 amino acids.
UAACCGGAUACUUUUGAUAGUUCCUAUCACUAUAUUUAAUAUUCUCAAGAUUUCAAACAAAAAGAAUAUGUAGAGUUCGCUAUACGUUUGCUCAAUCAACGUUUCACACUUCCAAAAAUCAUCAAGCCAAUCUCACAUAACACGAAAACUUUACAAACUCGCAUUUCUCAGCAUCGUGUCAGCACGAAGCUAUUCAAUUCAACGGCGGAAACUUGCUGCACGAACCACGUGUCCUACAAUUCCCGAACUUUUUAACGCGGCCGUGUUUCCACCGAGGAAAAUAAACGAGUUCGUUCGAAACAAAUGCCGCGACGUUUCCGAAACGUGCUCCAGCGAAGAAUCAGCGUGGCGCGCAUCGAUUUGACUUCCAAAUGGGACUGUAGAAAGCGAGAUCACGUUCGGGACACCGGUUUUCGAGGUAGUCAGUCGUCUGGUAGCAGCGAACGACAACGAAUCCAUGCGAAGUGAAUUUUAACACGGCUCCAUCCGUCGAUUCCUCUCGUUUAACCGACUUUCCACUCGCGUACUCGCGUUCAUACUAACUUUGAAAUACGCCUCGUGUUUCGAUACUUUGGUACAUUCUUACUCUUUCUUUUUUCUUCUUUCUUUUUUGUGUUUAUUUAUCUCCGUCGUUCGUUGACCGCUAUUAUCGUAGCUUUAUCACGACACUGAUAAAUAGUCCCCUUCUUGCUCGUCGAGAUACGGAAUGGUGCACGCAAUGAGAUGAAUGAAACGUUAAGGAAACAACGAGCUACGUCGACCAUUCUUCGCGUUUUCUUUCUCGGUACGAAGCCAGCUGAACGGCUAACGUGAAACAAUGGAGAACAAUCUUACGAACGAGGUGAAAGAGCUGUGGGUCGUUUACGUUUGGUGGUCAUGCGUUCUCAUUCUGAAGAUGAACGUCCUGACGUGGUUAACUGGGCGAAUGCGAGCCGCCAGACGGGUGAUUCACAGCAAGGAGGACAAAAUGUGGUUCACAGGUACCGACAUAAUUUUAUGUCCGACUGGAGGCGGUCACGAGGACGUGGUUCGCAUCAGAAAUGCACAUCAACACGAUCUUGGAAUUGUAAUCCCUUAUCUGCUAAUUACACCGAUAUGGCUGACUACGUCACCGCUGUUUCCUAUGGCUAGAUUGAUUUUACCCGCUUUUGCAGUAGUUAGCAUAUUACGUACGUUGCUCUACAUUAAAUUCGUGGGCCUGCAUCGUUAUUGCAUAACAAUUCUGUCCACCGCGGAACAUUGCAUUCUAACUUACAUGUCCGUCGUAUCUGCGUUUUACUACGCAUAUUGAUCUCAGUAUAGUAAUAUAUGUAUUUCUUGCAGUUCUAGAAACGUGAUCGUUGCAUUUUGAUACGAUAAGUAGCUGCAGCGUUCAACGUGUCUCGUGUCGCGUAAAUCAGUACAUGUAGACGUUAUCAUUAGUACGGUUUAUAAAGGUCUUUUUAAUAAAAUUAAAAUAUGAAAGAAA